Messenger RNA from Condylostylus longicornis, 1804 nucleotides. Its product is annotated as loricrin-like. The transcript is spliced from 4 exons. The coding region runs from base 416 to 1789 and encodes 457 amino acids. NCBI's taxonomy places the organism in Eukaryota, Metazoa, Arthropoda, Insecta, Diptera, Dolichopodidae. The record is from RefSeq and is a predicted model, not a curated record.
UUCCAACAAAUAAAACUCCCAACAAAUAUUCAACUAUAUAGUUUAUUAAGAAGAGUUCAACAAUUCAAUUAAAAUUUGUAAAUGAUGGUGUUAAUCACUGAAAUAUAAUUAAAACAAAUAACUAAAAAUAGAAAAACCUACAAUAUUAAUUAAAGUAAAAUUAAACUAUUAAAAAAAUCUCAUUAAUAUUAAAUUAUAAUAAAAAAAAUAAUUUCAAGCCUUAUGCCCGAAAUUAAUUAAAAAUAAAAUUGAAUACUAAUCCAAAAAUAAAUUAUUUAACUCCUGCAACAAACAACAUACAUACUAAUUAUAAAAUAUUAAAUUUAUAAAAUUUGAGCAAAUCAAUAAAGUAAUAAAAAAAUUAAUACUGUAUAAAAAAAGUGUGAGCAAAAACAGCAAAUAAUAAAUAUACAAAAUGGCUUGGGGGUAUUGGAGUGCAACAACAGUUGAUCGUGGUCGUUCACCACGACGGCAAACAGCUUGUACAUUGCCACCAGUUAAUGCAGUACCACAAGCGGAACCGCCAUUACCUGCAGCAUCAGCAUCGGCCAAUACUUGUUACAGUCCCACAUGUCGUAGUCGAUGCAGUAGUCCAUGUCAUAGCCCAUGUCCAGAUAGUCCAUGUCAAUCAAUAACACCUCCACCACCACCAUUAACACCGGGGGGAAAUGGAGGUGGCGGCGGCGGCGGAAUCGGAAAUAAUGGAACUGGAAUGUCUGAACGCAAUGGUAAUACUGGUAAUAAUAAUAGUGGAAUAGGUGGUAAUGGUAUUAAUAUCAGUGGUAUUGGUGGUGGUAGUAGUGUUAUUGGAUUAGGUGGAAUAUGUACAUCACAACAGUGUCAACAGCAGCAACAGCAACAACAACAACAUCAACAAAUCUUACCACCAGAUGAAUAUUCAUCAAGAAGGCAAUCAUUAGAUCGUUUAGAUAGUCCACAGGCAAAUCAACUAUCGGAUAUAUUAUGCCGUGGUGCGGUGGUAUCAUCAAUUCAAUCAGCUAAUAAUACAUUGACACGUGGAGCAUCAUUACGUAGUGGUGGUGGAUCUUCUGGUGGUGGUGGUAGUGGUGGAUCUAUUGGUAGUAGUUUACCACCUCCACCUUUACCAUUAGGUAUGCAAACAGGUAGCGGUAGUCAAGGAAUAUUAGCAAGCUCACUAGAUACAGGUGAUUAUGAUGUACCGCAUCCACAUCCUUAUACUCAUCAUUAUAUGCAAACAACAUCAGUAACUCCACCUCAUUCGGCGAUGAGUCUUGUUAGUUCCCGACCUGGUUCAGCUGGAGGAUCUGGACAUGGUUCAGCUUCAGGAUCAGGUUCAAGUCCUGGUUGUAGUGUAAUUGCCAGUAAUGCUAUGAUUGGUCAAAUGAGUGCUGGUAGUGUUGGAAGUAUUGGCCGAUGUGCAAGUCGUUGUACAAAUAAUGAUGAUGGCGGAGGUGGCGGUGGUGGUAGUGUUGGCGGUGGUGGUGGUUCUAGCGGUAGUCAUCAUAGUCAUAGUGGACGUAAUAGUGUAAUGGCGCGUAGUGAAUGCAGUGAUAUGCAUGAUGAUGGCUUAAGUGGUAUGGGCAUUGGUGGUAGUGGUAGCGGUGGUGGUGGUGGUAGCACAAGUACUAUUGGUGGUAUUGGGCAUUCACAUGGACGUGUUGGUGGUAUUAGGCAUUAUCAUCAUGAAUGUAUUCAUUAUGAAAGAUUACCUAUUCCUGUGCCAAUACCAACGGUACCGCCUCCACCACCCCCGCAUCAGUUACAAUCAGAAGAAGAAAUUGAACCAGCUUAUGCUACAGGUAAGUGAACCUUUUCAUAUCCA